Messenger RNA from Osmia lignaria (orchard mason bee), 551 nucleotides. RefSeq lists its product as uncharacterized. Lineage: Eukaryota; Metazoa; Arthropoda; Insecta; Hymenoptera; Megachilidae. The record is from RefSeq and is a predicted model, not a curated record.
AUAGUCUUGCUACGUUGCGUUACACAUUUUAUUCAAGUAGAAUAAUUGAAACUACCGUCUGGAGCGGUUGAAAACAAUUUCACGGCAUAGUUGCACGUGUUUGGCGUUCUCAACCGGAAAUUCGAAAGGGAUACCAAAAAGUUCCUGGCAUCUUUCCAGUUGUCGAAUAGCAUCACUUCUGUUCACGAGGCUCUGCAGUUCGGGAACGUUGGAAAAGAGUAGCUGUAAAUGACGGAGCGCUAUGAAUCGCCCGAGGUGACGACUAUAUUGACCAAGGCACAGAUUCACGAAAGAUAUCAAGAUACAGCCCUAGUUAUAUUCAAAGAGCAGCAAAGUAAAAGGGAAGCAAUGAACUAUUUAACUAUCGGAACAAGCCGCAGAACUAUGGAGUAUAGUAGUUACGGAAAUCAACCUGUUGUCGUGCGGAGACCAACUGGAACUCUAGUACAUCAUAAUGAACAAAACUUGUCCUCGCAGAUAUUAAGGAUAUAUCAAAAGCCUCGAGAUAGUUGUGUAAUAAAUUAAGUUAUACCGUUUUCGUUAUUUAAUAA